This is a messenger RNA of Paramecium pentaurelia, 1141 nucleotides long. The record is from the annotation of a GenBank genome assembly. NCBI's taxonomy places the organism in Eukaryota, Ciliophora, Oligohymenophorea, Peniculida, Parameciidae.
UAUGAAAACAUUCGUUGUGAUUUGCCUCGUAGCAGCUGUGUUUGCACUUGACACAAACAAAUUUGCCGUGCUUCUCCAAGCAGGCACAAGAGGAAAUGAUGCCGUUGAAUCAGUUUACAAUCUCUUAAGAGAUUUGAAGACAGAAAAUGUUAAUGUGUAAGCUGCUGCCGACAGAAAGAACAAUACAGAUGAAGGUAUAUCAUUCAUUCAUUCAUUCUAGAAAUCUUUUCCUAAGUCAUUGGUGAUUUGACAAAUGUUGCCUCACUCAACAAACAAUAAUGGGAAUCACUUGGUGUUGUCAGAACAGAUGUUGAAGCCUAAGUCAGGGUAUGAACACUCAUUAAUUUAUCAAGGAUGGAUAUUAAUGGUUAGCCUGGGCUGAAGCCAGACUUGCUGAAAUCGAAAGAAGAAAUGCUUAACUCCAAGACUAAAGAUGUUGGGCCAAUGGACUCUUUGUCAAAUCCCUUGCUGAUCAUGCUGAUGCCGUAGCAGUUGUCUAACUCUUAUAAUAAGAUGUUGCUGGUUUCCUCACAAACAAUGCUGGAGUUGAACUCGUUGAAAAAGCCUAAACUAUCGCCGAUAAAUUAUCAGCAUAUAGCCAUCUUUUCUAAUAAGAUGCCCUCCAAAAAUUCUAAUCACUUGCUGAAGUCAAGAGAGAAGGCACAACCGGAGAAUAAGUCCUCUAAAUCUUAUAUGACUUAUAAGCUGAAUUAGAAUCCACUCUUGCCACUUUAUAAGAAUAAGAAAUUCAUGCUGCCUUUGCUCUUGCUAAAUACGUCUCAGACACCAAUGCUGAAGUUGCCUGGUUGAAUUCAGAACAUGAAAGAAGAACUGGUCUUGUUGAAAAAUUAGAAACUGUAUUUCAAUUUUUAUAAUUCCUUUAUAGCAACUCCCAGCUGUCCUUGCCUAAUAAGCCAAAGCACUCAAAUUAUGGAAGGAUUCCUUAAACGCUGUUGCUGGAGCCACUGCUGAUUUAGAAGAGAAAAGAGAAUUCUAUGCCUCCGAAACUGCAAGAAGAGCCGGUACCAUUUAUCACAAUAAUCAAUAGAGGAAAAUGCCAUUAUCGAUGUUGUCAUCUAAUUGUUCAAAGACUAAGUUAGAUCCUUAGCCUCAUAAACCAGUCUUGGAAGAAAAUGAUUUC